AUGCCGUUCGGUCGGAUGGCACCCAGAAGUUUCGGGAGGGCGUCUCUCAUCGCUUGCCUCUGCGUCGCCGAUCUCGGCCGCGCCGCGCGAGUUACGCAGGUGUCGAGCUCGGAGGACGCAGCUGCUGCUGCGGGACAAACCGCGAACUCCAACGAGUCCGCUCGCUGCUGCUGCACGGGGCUGGGCAAGUGCAAGCUCUUGUCGCCAGCCGAGCUCUCGGACAACUGGCUGUGGGGAGGCAGGUGUCCCCGCAGCAAAGGAUACAAGGGCUACGACGCCUUCUAUCCGGCUGGCACCUACCCGCGCAGCUGCAUGGAGCACGCCAGCUAUUCCGAUCUUGGGGCGCCUCCGCGCUUUCUGCAGGCUGUGGGCGGUCCAGGCUUUGCCGUGGGGUCCAGCCUGGACUGGGAGGAGGUACUCCAAAAGCUGCUGGGGGAGUCAUCAACCACAGACGAAAUGCGCUUGGUCGUGAGUGACUCGCACGGUGACAGGAUGGAUGUUCGUGUGCUCGGAACCGAUCCAUGGUCGGCGGAGCGGCCAAGCAUUAGCAGCUUGGACAGCUUCCCGUGGUUGAUGCAGUACACAUCGAACGUCGGCUUGCCCAUGGGGCAGCGAGUGCAAGUUGUGGGUCUCGUGCAGUCUGCUUUAUCGGACCCGCUAGCGUAUUUGAUACCAGAGGAGGGUACUAUCGCUCACAGGAACGAGAACGGAACGUACCGAGUGCUCUUGUCAAAAGGCAAAAUUCGGGACGGCGUUUCAAUCGAUGAAUUGGAAUUGGUGGGGGCGAGCAUUCCACAAGCUGUCGAGGCACACUUGGAGCAGUUGGCAUUGGUUGUGGAGAACGACGACAAACACAACGGGUACGCUUACAUUCGAUGCAAGUCGGGCGAAGGGGAAAGCAGCAAGAUGACGUAUAUGUCGGACAAGUGCGAUGGUGCCGCGUGGUGUUUCGUGAGGAAUCAUUGCGGCGGCAUUCGCAAUGGCCCCUGCACGAAAAUAGAGGCGCCCUUCCGCUGCCAGGGGAACGCAGACAUGUGGCGUAACAAGAUGAUGGAGGGUGUUGUGCAGUGCAAGAUGCCUUCGCCAUUCAACACCAGCACUUACAAGGACCCGUGGUUGCAGGCGGGGGUGUUCCGCGAGCUCUACAACAGCGUUGACUCUCUGCUGAGCGGCUACCGGGAAGGCCAGGCGUUGCCGCUCCACCCAGAGGGCACAGAGGCAGAGAUAGGGUUCAUGGGCGGCGUUUUCGAGGGGGACGGUGUGUUCGCGGACCAGCACUGGACGCCCAAGCAUCAGGCCGCCGGCAUCUUGAACGACGGUGUCUCGAGCUCGACCUCGCGGUGUUUCGAGUUCGACUACUCCGCGGGACCGGAAGCGCCAGACCCUGCAGGCUGUCGCUUCUUCAAGGAGACGUUCUCGCCCUUGCAGGGCCUGUCGAGGUGCAUCCAGGAGAAGGUCCAGGCCGACCCCUACCCCGUACUCUGGGAGAAACUUGCGUACUGGAACGACCAGCACAAGAAUAUGACCGACGUGGCUCGAGCGAUGAUGACGGAGGCCGAGGAGAUAUUUGGCCAGGACUUCCCAAAGACAGCGAUCAACAUGACGUCUCUAGAACAUGAGGUUCGGAAUUGGCGCAAGUGCAACUUCCGGUGCAAACACAUGGACGUAUUCUCCCGCGCUAUGGAGAUGAUCAAGAGGGUCGCGUUCAAGAAUUGGGUUGGCCUCAGCAUUGACACAGUGAAGGCGACCCUAAGGCGGAAGGUGGUUGAGACUCGGAGCGCUCCAUUCGAAGCGGCUCUGCCGAGGCUCACGGACGCUACUGUUGAGGCACUCAUUGGGGAGUGUUUCAAGAUGCCUUCGGACCCUGUCGCAACAGUGCCUUCCAACACGGGUCUCGGACAGGUUCCCCUCGAGGCGAUGUUGCUCAAAGAGGCGAUGCCGUGCGUACCGCUGAUGUGGGACCGGGUUGAGGUACCUGGGCCUCCUUUCCUGCCGCUUUGGUUCUCUGGUGGCCGUCCCGACGUGCACACGUCUUUCCCCAAGGCCUGUUGGAACCCACCAUCUGCGGUCGAAUUGCGUUGA
This is a messenger RNA of Prorocentrum cordatum, 2082 nucleotides long. NCBI's taxonomy places the organism in Eukaryota, Dinophyceae, Prorocentrales, Prorocentraceae. The record is from the annotation of a GenBank genome assembly.